CUAAAAUCAGAUUUUCUUGUUUUUGCCGUUUUUGCUAGCCUUAUCACGUUCUGCUGUGAUUUUUGUAGUUUUUAAUAAGAAAAUACACCAUGGACAGCAAACAGAAGGUACUAAUUGUUGGUGAUGUGAAUGGAAAGUUGAAAUCCUUUUUCGCGCGCAUUGAAAACGUAAACAAAAAGACCGGUCCCUUCGAUUUGGUAAUAUGUGUGGGCAACUUCUUUGGAUCGUCACCGGAAAUAACCGAAUUGAACGAGUACAAAACCAACCGGAAGACAAUUGCUAUCCCGACCUACAUUCUUGGCCCCAACGAUGAAAGCUCCGCCAAGUUCUACAAAGAUGCGCAAGACGGUGAUUUAUGCCCUAAUUUAAGCUAUCUUGGCAAACGGGGUAUUUAUGCGACUUCUAGCGGUCUCAAAAUUGCCUAUGUCAGUGGGACGGAAGCCGACGGUGAUACUCCCAAGUCCGUACCUCAGUGGAAAUUUACCAAAGAAGACGUUAUGGCCGUGCGGGAUUCUUGCUUUGCUAGCAAAUCCAACAUGGGAGAUUUCCGAGGCGUGGACUUGUUGGUAACGUCUCAGUGGCCGGCAGGAAUAAAAGAUGAAGCAAAAACUAGUUCAAAACGCAUUGCCUGGCUAGCGGAUGCGAUAAAGCCACGAUAUCAUGUUUGCGGACUUAAUGGAGACUAUUAUGAACCCCCACCGUAUCGCAACAAACCGGACAAGAAUACUCAGAUGGAACUGGCGACCCGUUUUAUCGCUCUGGCUGAGUUUGCAAACCCAGAGAAAAAGAAGAAUAUCUACGCGCUGAACGUAACCCCAGUUGAGAAAAUGCGAAUCAUUGAACUAAUUCAGAAAACCACCGACGAAGUGGUUUCUCCGUAUGCUGACAUGUGUUUCGUUGAAGGUGACAAAGGUGCAAAAGAAGAUCGUGGAAAUCAGUAUUUUUAUGAUAUGAAUGCAUACGACGAUAGUAGCCGUAAGCGAAGAAGUCAAGGCAAUCGCAUCAGCGGAAACCAGGAUCAAAAGCGAACUAAACCGUCCUUUGAUCAGGAGAAAUGCUGGUUCUGUUUGUCCUCCGGCUCAAUUGAAAAGCAUCUGAUCAUUUCGGUUGGCGAACAUUUCUAUCUGGCAUUGGCAAAGGGACCGGUUAACGAAACUCAUAUCUUGAUCCUUUCCAUAACACACAUUCAAAAUGCGUCGCUGCUCUCUGUUGAGCAAUGGGCCGAACUGAACAAAUUCAAAGACGCCCUGACACAGUUCUUCAAAGAUCGCGAGGAAACGAUUUUUCUCUAUGAGAGGAACUACAAAACGGGUCACCUGCAGAUCAAUGCUAUCGGGGUGGAUAACAAUGUGGCAUGGAAAAUUCAGCAUGUUCUGGAAGACAAAUCCGAGGAGCAUAACAUAACAUUGGAAACGGUGCCGAAACCUUUGGCACCAUCGGAUCUACCUCAAAAGUGCCCCUAUUUUGUGGCGGAACUUCCCGAUGGUAAUGUCAUGUUUACGAAGCAGAUGAAAAACUUCCCCCUGCACUUUGGCCGUGAGAUUAUCUGCGCGGAUAACCUGCUCAAUUGCGAAGAAAAGGUCGACUGGCGCCAAUGCAACCUGGCAAAGGAAGAAGAGGAAGCAAUAACGAUGAAGUUCCGCGAAAGUUUCAAACCGUACGAUUUCACGGUUUAAGUCAAGGACGAAGAAUUAGCUUAAUUUUAUUUGUUUUCUUGAAUUUUUGUAUUUGACAAUUUCAUCCUUAAAGGACUUAUUCUCUUUUCGAAAGGGAUAUUAACUGUAA
Ochlerotatus camptorhynchus is the source of this 1785-nucleotide messenger RNA. RefSeq names its product CWF19-like protein 1 homolog. Lineage: Eukaryota; Metazoa; Arthropoda; Insecta; Diptera; Culicidae. Bases 90 to 1676 code for a protein of 528 amino acids. The record is from RefSeq and is a predicted model, not a curated record. Gene Ontology annotation, cellular component: post-mRNA release spliceosomal complex. The transcript has 4 exons. Gene Ontology annotation, molecular function: RNA lariat debranching enzyme activator activity. Gene Ontology annotation, biological process: mRNA splicing, via spliceosome.